Molecule: messenger RNA, 3370 nt
Organism: Homalodisca vitripennis (glassy-winged sharpshooter)
Lineage: Eukaryota; Metazoa; Arthropoda; Insecta; Hemiptera; Cicadellidae
Product: longitudinals lacking protein, isoforms A/B/D/L-like
Exons: 4
Coding region: 170-2011 (613 amino acids)
Biological process (GO): regulation of transcription by RNA polymerase II
Cellular component (GO): nucleus
Molecular function (GO): protein binding
Source: RefSeq, a predicted model, not a curated record
GUACAAUAUGGCAGCUGCAUCGGUUUGUUAGCUUGGCAGUUUUCUCUGAUAAGUUCGGGUGUCGUAGUGUGGUUGUAUUGUGAAAUUAUUGUAAAAUUUGUUACGUGGUAUUUUAAUUUGUUGUUUUAAUCGCAUCGUGCGUGUUUAUUUAUCUACAUAGUGUUUCAUAAUGGCAACCGAACAUUUCUGUUUGAGGUGGAAUAAUCAUCAAUCUACUUUGGUAUCUGUAUUUGACAAUUUAUUAGAAAGUGGGACUUUGGUGGAUUGUACUCUCGCAGCAGACGGACGAUAUUUAAAAGCUCACAAAGUAGUGCUUUCAGCAUGCAGUCCUUAUCUAGGAAUGAUUCUGAGCCAACACUACGACAAACACCCGAUCAUUAUAUUGAAGGAUGUAAAGUUCGACGAGCUAAAGGCGAUGUUGGACUACAUGUACCGGGGGGAGGUGAACAUCUCACAGGAACAGCUGUCUACGUUUCUCAAGGCAGCCGAGUCACUACAGAUCAAGGGAUUGACGGACACAGGCGGUGACGAGGGGAGUGGACUUGUACCAAAUCGCCCUCCGUCCAGUAGCUCAACGGCUUCGGUCCCCAAUGACGACCCACCUAGUCCGGCUCAGGGUGAUGGGGGUUCACCUGGGCCACGGAAACGUAAGCGAGUGAGGCAUGAUGAACCGCCUGAUUGUGAGAUGAAACCAGUGACAGGUGACUCUGAUCGGUUGGCGCAGAGUGCCGGAAAUAGUGGAUCGCCCGGGAGUGCUAGUGCCGGACGUAAUGUGGGGCUCGGGAGUGUGAAACGUGAACCAACAGAGGAAGGGGAGGGACAGGCGGGAGUGGGGGAAGAAGUUGGGGAGAGUGGCAUGAUGGCGAGACCAGGACCGUCAAACGGUGGUGGCACCAACAAUAAAGGAUCGCCAUGGAUUCUGUCUGCUGACAGCACGGGGGAUGAGAUGCAGCUGACUGCUGGGCAAGGUUACAUGCAGAAUAUGAUGGCCAUGUAUGGGAACAUGUGGAUGGACUCUGUCGGACCGAUGGACAUGGACCAGGAGAUGCUAGCUGCUUAUCGUUAUGGACGUCCCAACUGGAACGUGAAUAGGUACAUCUGCACAACGUGCGGUCGGACCUAUUCACUGCAGGCUUCCCUCUACAACCACAAGAAGUUUGAGUGUGGGAAACUCCCUAACUUCAUCUGCCCAUACUGCCCUCAUCGGACGAAACAGAAAGGUAACCUAAAAACUCAUAUUAAGAAGCGCCACCCAGAAUUCUUCUCUGAGCCUUUUAUGCCUUCGCCGAGCCGGCUGAACUCAAUGAUGAACUCAAUCAUGAUGCAGAGCACUGCAAUGCAGCAAUCACUGAUGCAGAACUCCCCAGGUGCCAACGCUCCUCCUCAGAGCCCUCAGGUGUCAAUGGGGAGCUCUAUGAUGGGUAAUACAUCCAUCUCCAUGACGCAGAACUCCAAUCGAAAUAUGAUGCAGAAUUCAUCGCCUGGUUCCAUGAUGCCGAACUCAUCAAAAACUCACAGUUCAUCUAUUAAUAACCUACUGCAGGCCAUGAAACAUCAAGGAGCGAUGGGGCCGAAUUCCUCCAAUCAGAAUGCAAUGUCUGCUGCCAAUCUUGUGCAAGCACUUUCUCAGAGUCUGCCCAACUCAACGAGCAUCUCCGCUCUAGACAUCAUGCAGGUUUUGGCUCAAGGUACCCCAAAGAGUCCGAUGACUCCGCACAGAAUGUCUCCACUGAAUGCAACUCCAGCCAAUUACAACAACCCUCCCCAAAGUCCGAUGGCUGCUAACAGAAUGUCGCCUUUAAAUCCUUCAUCGAUGGUUACUACAACCCUCAAUGGAGGAGUGAAAUCUGAUCUUCCAAAGAGUCCUGAAGAGAUGCCUUCUGCUAAUGCAGACGCCCCAAAGAGUCCAACUAUAUCAACCUUUAACACCACUCUAUCUUUAGAUCCGACGGAAUCGGAAGAUUCGUCUGAUACACCUCAAAUACUCCCUAGCUACCCUGUAUCCCAAUAGUCAUUAGUAACAAUUAUGUCUAGGUAUUUAUUGAACGCAAUAACAAUAUACUUAACUAUGCAAUCAAUUAUGCCAACAAUAAUGUAAUAUUUGUCUGUUGUGGAUCUUACUCUAGGCUUAGCUAAGGGAAGUAUCAAGAGUGUUUUAAGGUAUCAUCGUCGGGAUCAUGUUGGGGUUCCUGUAGACACAUUAGAUUAUAUUGCAGUUGUAAACUUUUGAAGCCAUUUGGUUGUGUAAUUUCUCCAUUGAUAACCGGUCGUAGUAGGAUCCCAACGCAAUCUCGACGGAGACCUCUGUACAUAGGGCCCAGAAGCUCACAACAUCUCCUUACCUCGCAUCUCCACGAGAGACCAGGCCUCUCGGGCACAGCUGUGUAAUAUACUCCUUGAAUCUCUGUUGUAAAAGCUUCUCAACAAUUUUUCUAAUUAAUAUUUGGUUGUCACUGCAAAGCAUUUUGGCAUUCCAUUGCAUUCAUGGUAACAACAAAGAGCUCUUCAAAUGUGUUAUCAAUUUAGGAAGCACCUGAAUAAACCUGUAAUAAAUACUACUUUUCUUGCUCGAUAGUAAAAAUUAACUAAAUUAUAAUUAGUCCACAAAUCUUGAUGAAUUGUUUUAAUUACUAAGGUAAAAUAGAUCAUUUAAUUAAUAUAUUUGCUUUAUUUCUGGUAAUUAAUUACACAAUAUUAACUUUUUACAUUUGUAUUGUAUGUACUUUUGGGAAAUUUGUGAAGUACGUUUUAAAGACAUUUAUUAGUGUUAUCCAAAAAAAUUUGAAAUUUGAUUUAAAUUGUGAAAACACUAUGGUUAUAAAUUUAAUAUUUAUAUACAAAAUUGCUACUAAAAUGUUGAGUUACAAAAUUGUCAUGGUGAUUCCAGUUAACUUUAAAGUUCAUAUAAGAAUAACAUUUUAAUUCAUUUGUUAAAAUUUAAAUUUAGUUUACAUUAAUAUAUAUAUACAGAAAUUUUUCUGUAUGUCCUUGAAUAAUAUUACAACUUCAAUCAGGACAUUUCAUUUGUACAGAAAGCUUUGUUCAACAAGUUUUAAUAUUUUUAAUUCACUUCUUUUAGUUAAAAAAAAUUAUUCACCACACAAUUUGUUUUCUACCUGAUUAGCAAAUGUGUAGAAGAAGCUUGGAUUCUUCAUAUUUAGUGAAAGGUAGAUUAAAGUAAAUUACGCUUACUUGAAGAGAUUGUUUUUCGAAUUGCAAUGUUUUAAUCCUUUGAGCCAUUACUAUUGAAUUAAAACCAUGGUUUAUCCAUCACCAGAUAUCAUAGAUUUUUAACCACAGAGGCCAACACACUGUUUUGUUACUUUCAAACUAUAGCCAUGGCCAACACACUGUUUUGUUACUUUCAAAA